AUGGCGAUAAGUCAAGACAUCCAGCAGCAAAAUAUUCAGGAUCGUCUGGUUAAGCAAAGGGAGGUGAUCAAAUGUAGACUGAAGAAACUGAAUGGCAAGCAAAAUGAAAUUAAAACGAAAUCCUCUGUGAUGAGAGAAAACAUAAUGAAGAAGUAUAAAGAGAUGCAGAGAGUUCUGGAGGAGGAUUGUAGGAUCACUCUGUCUCUUCUGGAGAUGGAAGAGACAGCUACUGUUCAAGCAAUGGAUCGCCUCAUCAAUGAAAACUGUGUCCUCCUCAAACACAUUGAAUUCCAGCUAAAUGAAGAGUUGAUGGACAAUGGCAAGGAGCCUGGGGAAAAGGUGAGCUUUCAGAAGACGUAAUGCAUUAUGCAGGUCCAUUCAACAGACCCUGGUCUUGUAAAACUUGAUGAGGCAAAAGCAGAACAGAUACUGGGCCUAGCCAACAAUCUACUGCGGUUCAUCCGUUCUCAAACUCCUACUGUCAAGAGGUUACUAAAGAGCUGCGACUGUGCCACUUACUCAGAUGUAUGGCAGGAUGUCCCUGAGCAUGAGGGAUGCUUUGACACCACCCUUAAUGUCCUCAGUGUUCAGAGCUGGAACUCUGGACACCAUUACUGGGAGGUCGAUGUUGGUGAGAUCUAUUGGGAGCUGGGUCUCACCUACCCCUCUAUUCCAAGAAAAGGUCAAAAGGAGGACUGCUGGUUGGGCCGCCACUCUGAAUCCUGGUGUCUUGAGUACUUUGAUGGAGACUACACUGCCUGGCACGGAGGUACCCCACAUCCUUUACCCAUCUCAGCAGAUUUCCGCCGGAUAGGGAUCCUCUACAGCUUUUCUGGAGGUUUGGUGACAUUUGUAGGAGUGGACAACACGACACCACUGUACUCAUUCUGUGCUGGGACAUUUACAGACCCUUUACAUCUGGCUCUGUGUCCUGGUCAUGAUCUUCAAGGGACUAAUUCAAAACCUAUCAGGAUCUGUCAAUCAUAAGUAUUUUUCAAAAACGAAAAAAAAACCAGAGGUGGUGAAUUCCUAUGAAUUCAUGCACCUAAAAUAAAAACUAGAUAAUGA
Messenger RNA from Triplophysa rosa, 1068 nucleotides. Its product is annotated as E3 ubiquitin-protein ligase TRIM39. Lineage: Eukaryota; Metazoa; Chordata; Actinopteri; Cypriniformes; Nemacheilidae. Gene Ontology annotation, molecular function: protein binding. The record is from RefSeq and is a predicted model, not a curated record. The transcript is spliced from 5 exons.